AAGUUUUAAGACAUUUUAACGAUUUUUGCUUUAAAAAUUCUGUUGCAGUCUGCAGCUAAAUAAGGGCUUGACAUUAGUGGUCAGUCGGGAUUUGGUGGUGAAACAGUCUGUACGUCAGUUUCUAAGCCAAUCUCUUCUCUCUACUAAAAAACAGAUAUUAAAAAACAAACUAAUUACAUUUAGAAUAAAAUGGGUUCUUUGGAGAAUCCUCUAAUUCAGUGUCACGCCAUUCGGGAUUUAUUGAAGAGAAUAGACAGGAUCUACGGGGAGCUCAUUGAUCAUGAAAAUACUUUGCCAAAAUGUGAAAUUUGUUGGGAAAAUCGAACGGAGUUUGUUUCCGUAAAAACACAAUUAUAUCUAAUUGUUCAGGAGAGCAAUUUAUCCUGUGAAAAGGAGUCCCGCGAUAUUUUAUAUUCCAACGAAUUCGAGGAUGAUGCCGAUACCGUUGAUCCGGUUACAAUGGUGGUCGUCAAGGAGGAGCAGAAAACGGAAAUUGAAGACGACGAUGAUACUCAGCAAAAUGACAUGGACGACGACAGGGACAAUGAAUGGAAUCCGUGGGAGAAUAAAAAAUCAACAACUACCAAAAAGACGAAGAGAUGUAAAAAGGUUGCACGUAAGUCAACUGCUGCAAAGGAGGAAACAUCGAAUGCAGCAUCCAGUGAUUCUACUAAAAAGCAAUUCGAGUGUGGUUAUUGUUCAUCAGUAUUUAAUCAGAAAAGCCAAAUCAUCUCUCAUAUGCGCCUCCACGUGAAGAACUUCAGCAAAGUAAAGACAAAGAGUACGGUGGCCAAAACCCUUGAGAACAGUGAAGACAGAACUUGCAAAAUCUGCCAGAAGAGAGUUCACACCUUGAGUGGUCUGAAGAGGCAUAUGAAAUUUCAUGAGAAGAAGAAAGAAUCCGAACCUCCCGUGAAGUCAGACAAUCAAGAGGCUCAAUAUCCUUGUGAUAUUUGUCAGAAAGGCUUUCGCUAUGCUGGAGCACUUGAUAGACAUAAAGAGUUUCGAGAUAGUGCUCAUCUGGUUUGCGAUAUGUGCAAUGAGAAAUUCUGCACAAAUUCAGACCUCAUGAAUCACCAACGAAUAGUUCACAAGAUAAAUUCUUCAUUUCAAUGCCGCUACUGCGACGAACAAUUUAACAACUUUCGCCUCAUCAUUAAGCAUCACAAAUUAAAUCAUCCAACUGAAUUGGCCCCCGAAAGUCCAUUUCUCUGUGAAAUGUGUGGGGCAGUUAUGAUGGAUCAGAGAGAUCUUAAUUAUCACAUGAGGAGACUGCAUGAAUCAAAGCGCUUCAAAUGCGACAUGUGCCGGAGAACUUUUCGUUUGCAGACAGAACUGAAGGAACAUCAACGAAUUCAUAUUCCAAUAUCACAGCUUAAGGAUCUCUAUGAAUGCGAUGUGUGCCCCAAGAAGUUCCGAAUAAAGAGCUCUUUGCUGAAGCACAAGAAGCUACAUACUGGACAAACAGUAGAGAUGUUCUGUACGGUGUGUCGAAAGCGUUUUAUUAAUGCAAACAGUUUGGAAUUGCAUAUGGCUAAGCACGCAAAUGAGGGACCAAGAUUUAAAUGUGAAUGUGGAAAAACAUUCACAAAGCUCAAAUACUUGAAUCAACAUCGCAAGGAUGAUCACAACAUUUUCACACAUCUUAUGCUUAAUCCGAAAUCUAAAAAGAAAUGUUAGUAUUAAGGUUAUUUAUUAUUAUUAUUAUUUUAAGUAGUCUUAUGUUUGUUGAUAUUAUUGUUUUUAUAUAGAUAGUUUACAUAAAAAUAUAUAUUAAGAUUGUACAUAUUUAUAAUAUAUUACAAAAAAUAAAGAAAUUUUGCAGUU
This is a messenger RNA of Lutzomyia longipalpis, 1827 nucleotides long. Its product is annotated as zinc finger protein OZF-like. Gene Ontology annotation, molecular function: RNA polymerase II cis-regulatory region sequence-specific DNA binding; DNA-binding transcription factor activity. The record is from RefSeq and is a predicted model, not a curated record. NCBI's taxonomy places the organism in Eukaryota, Metazoa, Arthropoda, Insecta, Diptera, Psychodidae. Gene Ontology annotation, biological process: regulation of transcription by RNA polymerase II. The transcript has a single exon. The coding region runs from base 190 to 1680 and encodes 496 amino acids.